Messenger RNA from Cladocopium goreaui, 699 nucleotides. The record is from the annotation of a GenBank genome assembly. Lineage: Eukaryota; Dinophyceae; Suessiales; Symbiodiniaceae.
UUCACACGGCCCCUGGUGGGCUAGACCGCGGGGGCACGGUUCCGCGGGGUGCGCGAGUCGAGCCAAUGGCACUGGGCUGGUGCGAUGGGGCUGAGACAGAUGAAGAAAUCGCGGUGGGUUCCACCUUGGACAUCAGCGACCUCCCUGACCUGCCCAAGAGAGGUGCUGCCUUUUGGACCGAGCCGUUUAUGGGCAUUUGCGUGGUUGGAGUGCUGUGCUGCAUCCUCAUCGCGCUGACCUAUGGUGCCACUAGUACUCCCGAGGUCACGGGCCUCGGUCAGAUCGCAGUGACGCUCAUUUGGGCGGAGGCUGGGGUGGCGGUACUCAGCACUCUGUAUCUCCUCUUUGGCAAUGCCGGGGUGGUACACCGGAGCGAAAAGACGUGCUUUCCCAUCCCAGCAGAGGUGGAGCAAUGUCUCAAGCAGCAGCGAACGCUCGAGGGCUUGAAGAACGUCCCCGCCGGACAGGAGUAUCCAAUGCACGACUCCUACUGCGUGCGAUGCUGUCUUUGGAGACCUCGAAAUGCGGGGAAAGUUCAUCACUGCAACGUUUGUCAGCGCUGUGUUGUAGGUUUCGAUCAUCACUGCGGAGUCUUCGGAAGAUGCAUUGUAAGGGCCAACAUGCCCUGUUUCCUGGCCAACAUUGGCAUGAUGUUUGCCGGUAUGGUCACUGCCAUGCUCGCCCUAAUGUCCUCUGGGG